Messenger RNA from Lathyrus sativus (Indian pea), 1344 nucleotides. The record is from the annotation of a GenBank genome assembly. NCBI's taxonomy places the organism in Eukaryota, Viridiplantae, Streptophyta, Magnoliopsida, Fabales, Fabaceae.
AUGGCUUUGAAAAUGGGGUUUUCUUCAUAUCCUUUCCAAGAUCAAUUUCACUCCCUCACCAAAAAGCUUUUUCCUUGGACUCUCUAUGCUCUUCUUCCCAUUGCUCUUCUUAGUUUAUACCUCUACCCUCUUCCUUUUCUUCCAUCUACUGAAUCUGAACUUCCUCAUUCCAUCUCCAACACCAUUAUUUCCAUCUCUGCACCCCCUUCUUUUCCUUCUACACCUCCUCCCUCAGCAGAAAAGGAAAAUACUUUUGACACUCCCCCUUGUGAUUACUUCAAUGGAAAAUGGAUCCGUGACAGAAGAGGACCUUUAUACAAUGGAACAACAUGUGGAACAAUCAAACAAGGACAAAACUGCAUCAAACAUGGAAGACCAGAUUCUGAUUAUCUUUACUGGAGAUGGAAGCCAAAUGAAUGCAAGCUUCCAAGGUUUGAACCUAAAACUUUUCUUCAACUCAUUGAAAACAAGCAUGUAGCUUUUGUUGGAGAUUCUAUGGCUAGGAACCAGUUAGAGUCACUUCUAUGUAUGUUAUCAACUGUUUCAUCUCCUGAUCUUGUUUACACAAAUGGCGAAGAUAACAAAUUUAGAAAGUGGCGUUUUGAUUCUCAUAAUGCUAGUGUUUCGGUGUAUUGGUCACCUUUUCUUGUGCAAGGUGUUGAGAAAUCAAAUGAAGGGUUGAAUCAUAAUAGAUUGUAUUUGGAUCUCGUUGAUGAGAAAUGGGCUAAGGAUAUGGAUCAUAUGGAUUUGAUUGUGCUUUCUGUUGGUCAUUGGUUUUUGCAUCCUGCGGUUUACUACGAGGGUGAUUCGGUUUUAGGUUGUCAUUAUUGUGUUGGUCUUAAUCAUACCGAAAUCGGGUUUUAUGAAGUUUUGAGAAAGGCUUUGAGGACUAGUCUUAAUAGUGUAAUUGAUAGGAGAGGGAGUAAAGGUGGUAAAAUCGAUGUUAUAGUGACGACGUUUUCGCCUGCUCAUUUUGAAGGUGAAUGGGAUAAAGCUGGUGCUUGUCCAAAGACUAGGCCUUAUAGAAGUAGAGAGAAGGAGCUUGAAGGAAUGGAUGGUGAGAUGAGGAAGAUUGAGGUUGAAGAAGUGGAAGAUGCUAAGGUGAAAGGUAGUGAGUUUGGAGGGGUUAGGUUUGAGGCACUUGAUGUAACUAAAUUGGCAUUGUUGAGACCAGAUGGUCAUCCGGGUCCUUAUAUGUAUCCUUUUCCAUUUGCGAAUGGUGUUCCCGAGCGCGUCCAGAAUGAUUGUGUUCAUUGGUGUUUGCCCGGGGCUAUUGAUACAUGGAAUGAGAUUUUUCUUGAGAUUAUGAAGAAAUGGGAGGAACAUCCAAGAAUUCAAGAGUGA